AUGUAUGUGAAUGUGGGUGAGACAGGUGCAAAUGUGAAGCUGGAAGGAGCAGAAGAAAUGAGGACAGUGGCACUGUCUAAAAGACAGGAGGCUGAGCUGGAGGUGGCAGAGCUGAAGAUGCUGGGAUUUUCGUUGGGAGUGACAAACUCCAAAUAUAACAAUACCAGCUAUGUCAACAACAACCACAGCUCCAAAUAUAACAAUACCAGCUCUGUCAACAACAACCAUAGCUCCAAACACAACACUCACAGCUGUGCCAACAGCAACCUUAGUUCAAAAUACAACAACCACAGCUGGACCAACAACAACCAUAGCUCCAAAUACACCUGUUGUUGGUGCAUCUUUACCAACAACCACAGGUACUCCAACAACCACCACAGGUGCACCAACAACAGAAACAACUUUACCAACAACUACAAUUAUCGAAGCUACUCAAACAGUAACCACACCUGCACCAACAACAUCCACAGGUACUCCAACAACCACCACAGGUGCACCAACAAAUCCUGUUGUUGGUGCAUCUUUACCAACAUCCACAGGUACUCCAACAACAACCACAGGUGCACCAACAACAGAAACAUCUUUACCAACAACUACAAUUAUCGAAGCUACUCAAACAGUAACCACACCUGCACCAACAACAUCCACAGGUACUCCAACAACCACCACAGGUGCACCAACAAAUCCUGUUGUUGGUGCAUCUUUACCAACAUCCACAGGUACUCCAACAACAACCACAGGUGCACCAACAACAGAAACAUCUUUACCAACAACUACAAUUAUCGAAGCUACUCAAACAGUAACCACACCUGCACCAACAACAUCCACAGGUACUCCAACAACCACCACAGGUGCACCAACAAAUCCUGUUGUUGGUGCAUCUUUACCAACAUCCACAGGUACUCCAACAACAACCACAGGUGCACCAACAACAGAAACAUCUUUACCAACAACUACAAUUAUCGAAGCUACUCAAACAGUAACCACACCUGCACCAACAACAUCCACAGGUACUCCAACAACCACCACAGGUGCACCAACAAAUCCUGUUGUUGGUGCAUCUUUACCAACAUCCACAGGUACUCCAACAACAACCACAGGUGCACCAACAACAGAAACAUCUUUACCAACAACUACAAUUAUCGAAGCUACUCAAACAGUAACCACACCUGCACCAACAACAUCCACAGGUACUCCAACAACCACCACAGGUGCACCAACAAAUCCUGUUGUUGGUGCAUCUUUACCAACAUCCACAGGUACUCCAACAACAACCACAGGUGCACCAACAACAGAAACAUCUUUACCAACAACUACAAUUAUCGAAGCUACUCAAACAGUAACCACACCUGCACCAACAACAGCUGCACCAAUGACAAGCAUACUAGUUCAAACAAUAACCACAGAUGUGCCAACUGCAACCACAGUUGCAAUAACAACAACCAUGCAUGAACAAGGAACAAUUGAACUAACAACCACCACUACCACAAAUACAACAGCUUUACUAACAACAAUCAAAGCUGCAAAUACAGCAAUCACAACACCAACAUUAACCAUAGCUACAAAUACAACAAUAUCAGCAGUACCAACAACAAUCAUAGCUCCAAAUGCAACAAUCACAGCACCAACAUCAACCACAGCUGCAUCAAUGACAUCUGCACCAACAACAACCAUGGCUGGAAAUGCUACGACCAUGGGUGCGCCAACCACGAUGUCUGCACCAACAACAACCAUGGCUGGAAAUGCUACGACCAUGGGUGCGCCAACCACGAUGUCUGCACCAACAACAACCAUGGCUGGAAAUGCUACGACCAUGGGUGCGCCAACCACGAUGUCUGCACCAACAACAACCAUGGCUGGAAAUGCUACGACCAUGGCUGCAUCAACAACAAACACAUCUUCACCAACGACAACCACAUGUGCAAAUAGUUCAAUGAGAACAGGUCCAAUUUUUGUCAUUGCAGCAAUUGUAUUUGAACCAUUUGUAGAACAGCUCACUGAUAAAAACAGCAAAGAGUUUAAGGACCUUGAGGAAAAAGUUAAAGCAGCUUAUGAUGCAAUCUACUGGGCUAGGUUUGGCAACCUCUUCAACCAUAGUUUUGUCAUUGCAUUUAGAGUUUCUAGAACCAUAAUACAAAUGAAUGCCACUGAAGCAGAGGUGGGGUUAAAGUUCAGAAAAACAGCCCCUACUGAAAAAGUCCCAAAGAGUGAAGAUGUUCAAGAAACCUUAGUAGAGGCUAUAAAUCGUAACACCACCUUCAAUGUCACGUUUAUACUUGAGUCUAUCCAUAUAAUACGUACGCCUGUGACAGAUUCAACAACUGUAACCUGCACAGAACACUCGACAGCAGCAAUUACAGCUAAUCUAACUCUUCCAGCAACAUUCACAGUUCAUCCAUCCCCCCACACGACUGACCCUUUUCCAGUACCAACAUCAACAACAAAGACAAGCACAGUGACAAAUGCUACAACUACAGAUACCCCAACACCACCUCACACGUCCAGGCCAACAUGUUGUCCACCUUCCAGGGUUUGCAUAUGUAGACUGAUUUCUGUUUCAUGUGGCAAAACAUUAAGGUCUUCCUUAUUCAAGCAGCAAGACUUAACAACAAGAGUAGUCUCCUUCACAUCUGCUAAAGAGCCUUUUACAAGUGAUUUUCUGAACUCGUCAUCUGUAGAUUUCGCUAAUCAGUCUUUACUGAUAAAAGAACAGCUUAAACCUUUCUUUGAGAAAAGGUUUUCUUAUGCCUUCAGCUCCCUGGAGGUGGCUACAAUAAG
Girardinichthys multiradiatus is the source of this 2778-nucleotide messenger RNA. RefSeq names its product probable serine/threonine-protein kinase clkA. The transcript is spliced from 6 exons. Lineage: Eukaryota; Metazoa; Chordata; Actinopteri; Cyprinodontiformes; Goodeidae. The record is from RefSeq and is a predicted model, not a curated record. The coding region runs from base 1 to 1452 and encodes 483 amino acids.